Molecule: messenger RNA, 2742 nt
Organism: Struthio camelus australis
Lineage: Eukaryota; Metazoa; Chordata; Aves; Struthioniformes; Struthionidae
Source: RefSeq, a predicted model, not a curated record
AUGUAUAUUAAUAGAUUGGAUAUGGGAGCGAGGCAGGAGACGACAUUCGCUGCCACUCCCUGGGGAGGCCAGGAGCACACGACCAGACGGCUGCCAGCAAGUCCCGCUGCGCUCACUGUACGAAACGCCACCUUCACCGACAGCCUCCGUCAAGCACAUCGCAACUCAUCGGCGUGCGCUGAGCGCGACGCGCCUGCGGCCACCUCUCUCUGCCAGUGUGAGGACUCAACCCCACGCGACGGAGACGCACGUCGACGCGUCUUAUCAGAGGACUUUCAUUUCCUGAGGGUGGCCCAGCUGCACUCAACGCUCAGGAAACUGGCCACCGCAGGACGGCGGACGAGGCUGACGAAUGUGGCAAGAGCAAUUGAAUUACUGGAGAAACUGCAAGAAUCUGGAGAGGUACCAGUACACAAGCUACAGUCCCUAAAGAAAGUGCUGCAGAGUGAGUUUUGUACAGCUAUCAGAGAGGUGUAUCAAUAUAUGCAUGAAACCAUAACUGUUAAUGGCUGCCCCGAAUUCCGAGCCAGGGCCACUGCAAAGGCAACAGUUGCUGCUUUUGCUGCAAGUGAAGGCCAUUCACACCCGCGAGUGGUGGAGCUGCCAAAGACUGAUGAAGGCCUGGGCUUUAACGUGAUGGGAGGAAAAGAACAAAAUUCCCCUAUUUAUAUUUCUCGCAUCAUUCCUGGAGGAGUGGCAGAAAGGCAUGGAGGGCUCAAACGGGGAGACCAGCUACUUUCUGUUAAUGGAGUGAGCGUGGAAGGAGAACACCAUGAAAAAGCAGUGGAGCUCCUAAAGGCAGCUAAGGAUAGCGUAAAGCUGGUGGUACGCUACACUCCCAAGGUGCUGGAGGAGAUGGAGGCUCGUUUCGAAAAACUGAGAACAGCACGACGCCGACAACAGCAGCAAUUGCUCAUUCAGCAACAGCAACAGCAGCAAACUACACAGCAAAAUCAUAUGUCGUAGGUUAUUCUCAAGGAAAAAAAAAGCAUAGAUCAAGAGUUCUGUAAUCAAGCAAUUGGAGCUGUGCUUCAGUAUUCCAGCAAAAGGAAACAACCACAGGAACAUGGAACAGAAUUCAUCUGGAGAAUGUGCAGUAUAAGAAUAACUUAGUAAGAGAGCCAUAUAGAGGGUACCUUCAUUAUAAGCCUUUUCAAAACACUACAGUCACAUAUACACGGCUGUGACUAUUCCUAGUGAGAACAACAUGGUAAGUAAACACUCUAAGACAGAAGUCCAGGGCUUCCAGUAAUUCUGUUUGAUCUAAUCUUGCACUCCUUACUCUGUAAAAUUGGCCAAUUGGCUUUCUGUAGUCAGUGCAAGUUUCAUUUAAGGAGAUCAAGAUUGGCUGCUUUUGGGGAUGGAACCUUUCUCUGCAGUUAUCUCCAGAGAUGAACAGCUACAUCAGUUCAAAAUUUUGCCACAGAUAUCAAAUUCAUGUAUCACACUUCAUUGCCACUUUGUACUAUAUAUUGUAGAGUUGUUUUAACCUAACUUCCCGUUUAUAAUUUUCAAUUUUUCGCUCUGAAAAUAGCAAUUUACUAUAUUUAUAAAGUAUUCCAUUUGUAGAAGCAAUUGGCUUUUUACUCUUGGUGUUUCCAUAUAUUUUAUUACGCAUCAACAGAGUGAGAAAGUUUUAGGUCAGUUUUAAUUUUAUUAGUAGUAAAGUGAGGGAAUCCUAGAACUGUAUUUUUAAAUGUAGGUAUUGCUUGUAUCUAUUAUAGCUACUAUUCAGAAGUCUAUAACUGGAUAUAUUAUAUAUUUAUUCCAUAAAAUAUAUAUUGUCAGAAUGUACCUGUUAGAGAAGUAGGGUCUUUGCUUAGCAUGUAUUGCAAAUGUAGUAAGCUAAUGUUAGCAAAAGACCGACCUUUGUUUGACAGAUAUUCCUGUGAUAGCAUAAUCUCAGCUUUUCUGUAUUACUUAAUUUAUUUUCCAGUCUAACGUUGAUAUAUUUUAGAGAAGAGGAAGUGUAAGUUGUUUCUUUUAAGACUGACACGUUACCGUAUAAAUCAGUUUGAAGUUACAGUUCUGAACUUUCUUUUAGUCAAACCAAAUUGGAGUGUAAAAACAAAAUAUAUAAUUAAGCUCUUAAGUUUACAUGUCUGCUUUUCCAAAGAAAAUAGUCAAAACUGGAAGGCUAUAAAUAUCAUCUGCUUUUAAGUGAUCAGAAACACUGAAGCCCCACAUUCUGAUAAGUAAUCGCUUAAGGCAUGUGUCUUCUGUGCUACGUUAGAGAAAAACAGAUGGGAAAAUAGCGUAGGGUAGAACCCUACAAUCCUUGCAUAUUGAAAACUCUGGCUGAUGUCUGUGAAAGUUUAGCAAUAUGAGGAACGUAGAAACGCUCUGAACCAAUGUUCCAGUUGUGAACAAAAUCAGAAAUAACAACAAAUAAUUCCCUCUGCAAAUAUUUUCAACAGAAAUUCCUUUCAAUUUUUUGAAGGAUCUAUUCUCAAAAUAGAGGCAAAGCACAGCAGGGGAAAAUAUCAGUAUCAUGGCAUAGGUUAAAAAAAACAAUGUACGGUUUAGCCACCAGUCUUGACAGUGUUUGUAUAGUAUAAGUAAGUAGCCACUGAAAGGAAAUCAUCAUAUUUUUAAAACUGAAUGGCAUAAAUACUCCCAGAGAAGACUCAUUUUAUACAGAGAAGCAAUUCUAUCCACUGUUUUUUGGCAACAAUAUCAGUUAAGACAGUGGGGCUUCAACACUGCCAGAAUUAAAGAUGGAAUAUAUUGUAUUGUGCUCUA